Messenger RNA from Rotaria sp. Silwood2, 2589 nucleotides. NCBI's taxonomy places the organism in Eukaryota, Metazoa, Rotifera, Eurotatoria, Philodinida, Philodinidae. The record is from the annotation of a GenBank genome assembly.
AUGUGGACACGUGUGUCGACAAAAGAUCAUCUCAGUUUAUUGAUGAUAGCUGCUUCAGUUGGAGAUGACAUGAUAGUACGUGAAAUACUCUCUCAUUCACCGAAUAUAGUAAAAAUCGUUGAACUUAGAGGACGAAUGCACAGUUCCGAUGGAGAUCUAGUCAACAAUGUAACUGCAUUAUGGUGUGCUCUUGAUCGAGCUCAUUUUACUGUAGCACAUACUCUGAUCGAUAUAGGUAAAGCCAAUGUCAACCAUGGUUCACUUCAUCCAUUAUUAAUUGAUGCUGUAAUUCGAGGAAGACUUGACAUUGUUCAUUUUCUCGUCGAUAAUGACUAUGCUGAUAUUAAUCAAACGAAAACAAAUGAUGAACAUGGAUGCAGUAAUCUGAUUGAAUCGGUUACCUAUGGUCAUACCUCGAUCGUCGAGGAUCUCAUCCGGAAAAAUGCGAAAUUAGAAUUAAAAACAUCUACUGAUGGAAACACAGCGUUAGCUGUUGCGGCAAUCAAAGGAAAUCUAGAAUUAGUACAAUUUUUGUACAUGGCAGGUGCUUCAUUGUCUAUAAGAAAUCAUGCAAACAAAACGCCAAUAAGGUUAGCAGCCGAAAAUGAGCAUUUCAAUGUCGUUGACUAUUUUCUUGAACAAGAUCAUGAUGCUGCGGUGUUUAAUGAUCUUGAACUCGCUGUUGCUUCACAUAUACUCACCUAUAGGAAUACUUCAAAUUACAAAUCAGAAUGGGUAAUAGAAUUAUUCCGAUAUUUAUUAGCCAAACGAAUACAAUUCAAUGUACCAAAAAACAUUCUUGAACCAACUGAUUUGUAUGGUUAUCAACAAGAAUGUCAAACAAUUGAUGAAUUUAAUCAAAUUCAAAGCAACGAUGAUCGUUUGCAUGUCGAAGCGUUACUUAUACAAGAACGUAUUCUUUUAAAUGAUAAAGAUAAUAAAUUAUUAUCUUGGUUGUUCGAUCGAGCAAUGGUACUUAUUACGAAAGGUCAAUUCGAUCAGUGUCUCGAUGUAGUCCUACAUAUUUAUCAUCUAUCUCAACGCAGUGAAUAUCAGCCUUCUCUCAAACAAUAUUUUUGGAUUUUCUACACUAUGUUCAGAUCAAAAGAACCUAUUCCUGAUCAUCGAUUCUGGGAAACAUGCGAUCUGAUCUUCAAGUCUUCGACACCAAAUUUUAAUCAUUCUCAUAAAAGAGAUAAAUUUUAUCUACUUGAUUUAGGCUCAAAGAUUGAUUUUCCUGAUAUUUCGAUGGUUUUAAAUGCAAUAAAUUUAAAGUACAAAAAUGUUGCAAAUAUUUAUUGUCAUGGUUCAUGGGUUCAAGGGACAUGUACACCAACAUCUGAUCGAGAUCUAAUCAUUGUGACAUAUUCUCAGCAAGAUCCAUUAAGUUUUUGGGAAGAUUUUGAUUAUUUUCAUGAAUUUGAAUUACAUAAAUUAUUCAAUAAAUAUGAUGUAUGUAUUUAUUCUGUGGAAAAUUUCGAAAGAUUAUUAGAAAAAAAUUAUUUACUCUGUGUACAAUGUUUAUUUUUACCCGAAGAAUUUAAAUUGAAAGAAGAGAUCGAUUUUCGUCCGAUUUAUUUCAACAAAUUUUAUGAUCCAAAACGAAUUAAACAAGUGGCUUUCUAUGAAAUGUACGCUUCUAUUAUACUAAUUAAUCCUCCGAAGAGAUCAAGUCCGUCUUCUAAUACUUUAACAGAUGAUCAAAAAACUCUAUCACGUCGCGAUUUUAUAUUCAAAAAUUUAUUUCACGGAAUUCGAUUCUUGGAUCUUGCUGAACAAUUAAUUCAGACACGUUCUAUCUAUGAUCUAACACGUGUAUCACAUAUAUUAGAUAUCAUGAAAGAUAUACGUGGUGAUCCGACAGAUCAAUCAGCUUUAGAUCGUGUACUUGAUUACGUACGCGUUAAAAGUACGGUGAUUAAAUCUCGAUUGGAUGCACUGGUACCAAGAGAUCCUAUUGAAGGUAUAUUUAAAGUAUAUAUUACAUUUAAAUAUCAAUCAAAUUUUCAACAAAUGCUGAAAAUCCUUAGGAAAAAAUUUUACAAUACAGAAUAUCAAUUAGCAAUUAUACAAACAAAUAUAUAUUCAAAGAACGGUGAAUCUUCACAAUUAAUUGCCAUACGAUCUUAUCGUGGUGAAUAUCCAUCAAUCAUUCCAGUAAUUGAAAAAGAAGUACAUGAAGAUUUUGCUGGUUUUGAUAUAGUAGGUAUAACAGUCAAAUCAUUAGUAUCAAAUAUAGGUGUGCCAAUCAAUGAUAUUGAUACAAAAUUAUUUUGGAAUGAACAAAUUAAUUGUUUCGAAUUUCAUUAUCAAUUAUCACCAAAUCAAUUAUACCCAAAAAGGUCGUUCCGAGCAAUGAUGAAUGUUCUUCAUGGAAAAUGUAGAUUGGAAUCAUAUCUAUCAUUAUAUUCAAUAAAACGAAUCGACCCAAACGUAUUUCAAACUAGAUGGAAAAUAUUUUUGUUUAAUGUUGGUCGGCAAACAGCAUUAGAAGUGAAUGAUGAAGUGAUGAACAGCACAAAACAAUAUAUUAUUAGAUUAUCAAAAAUUGAGUCAGAAUUUAUUGUUUAUCAUACAAAUAUCGACUGA